Molecule: messenger RNA, 1434 nt
Organism: Puntigrus tetrazona (Sumatra barb)
Lineage: Eukaryota; Metazoa; Chordata; Actinopteri; Cypriniformes; Cyprinidae
Product: E3 ubiquitin-protein ligase dbl4
Exons: 4
Coding region: 55-852 (265 amino acids)
Source: RefSeq, a predicted model, not a curated record
ACUUUUCUCUUUCAGAGUAACUCCAGACGAACUGAACAAGGAGCCCUCGUCACCAUGCAGCUUGAAAACCAAAGCAGCGGAGAGUACGACGUGAAUGACGCGACGCUGAGGUUCGUCAGGCGGAGAGACGACAUAACUUUAGACGAUGACCUCAGUAUUCUGAGAGCAGAGAUGUCUUGUGGUCAUGCGGUGUCCCCAGAAUCUCUGACCGCUUGGUGUCGCAGUCUGCUGGACCAGGGUCAGUAUAAAUUCCACUGUCCAGCGAUCACGCAGGGCACGGAGAAAUGUGACGCCGAGUGGCCGUACCUGGAGGUCAGGAAACUGGCGGCGCUCAGUGAUUCAGAGCAGGCUCAUUUCGAGGAGAACAUGGCUCUCAUGGCAGCGUCUGAGUACUGCGAGUACAAAUCAUGUCCGAGCUGUGGGUCCUACGUGGAGCGAGAAGAUCUGAGUAACCUCUGCGUGAGAUGCACCAUCUGUACAUCUGUGAAAAACAAGACCUACCAGUUCUGCUGGCAGUGUCUGAGAGAAUGGAGAGGAGCAGCUGGUCAUGCUCUCCGCUGCGGUCAUGAAGACUGCGUCAACCCAGACGUCGACAAGCUAGCAAAGUGUACAGAUAUGAGGCUGUCUUACGUGCAGAACGUGGAGUGUCCGGCCAUCCGGGCCUGUCCGACCUGCGGUCUUCUUCUGGAGCACAACGGCUUCGCUUGUAAGAACCUCAUGUGUAAGCGCUGCAAGCUGGAGUUCUGCUUUCUCUGCUUGAAGCUGAAGCGUGUUUGCAAUCCCAUCCACGGACCGUAUACCGUCUGCUCCGUGGCGCCGCGGCAGACCGAGAUUCCGGUUUGGAAGAGAUAACGUUAGAGAUCGGGUUCAUUUGAAAAGGAGACGCAGCUCUCUUUUUAAACAUAGAUGAGGUACUGCUUUAUAAACAUUUUAUAAUGUUUGUGAUGUAUUUCAACAGCAUUUUCUUUUCUAAAAUGAAAACAUAAACAGACAUUUAAACAGACUUUCUGAUCGGAGCGUAUCUGGGAUUAACAUUUAGUUUUCUUUCAAGGUUCGAGGGAUUGAAGGUGCCUGAAAAAGAUCGCAUCUUUUAACGAAUAAAAGUGUGUUGAUCAAAAGAUAAGAAAUAAACAGCAGAUUGGGCUGCGUAUGCUUUCACCGGAAGACGGUUUUUAAAACCGGUAACCUCCAGUGUUUGGGGGGGACGCAUUACAAGUAACUAAUAGAAAAACGUUUACUUUUUACUUUUAAUUUACAAAAGUGUCCCCAUGUUGAGGAGAACAGAGGCGUUGUUCACGAAGACAGUCUAGAGAACGUGUGCAAACGAAUCAUUAAUGUGCAAAAAACACGUUUAGCGUUCAUUAAGAUGAAUUAACAGUGAAAUGCAAUCUCAGAAUAUGACCUGCAAUCAUUAAAUAUGUUAAAUAACACAAA